Cricetulus griseus (Chinese hamster) is the source of this 535-nucleotide messenger RNA. The record is from RefSeq and is a predicted model, not a curated record. NCBI's taxonomy places the organism in Eukaryota, Metazoa, Chordata, Mammalia, Rodentia, Cricetidae.
AUGUUGAUGCCCAAAAAGAACCGGAUCGCCAUCUAUGAACUCCUGUUUAAGGAGGGGGUGAUGGUGGCCAAGAAGGAUGUCCACAUGCCCAAACACCCCGAGCUGGCAGACAAGAACGUGCCCAACCUUCAUGUCAUGAAGGCGAUGCAGUCGCUGAAGUCGCGAGGCUAUGUGAAGGAGCAAUUUGCAUGGAGGCAUUUUUACUGGUAUCUCACCAACGAGGGCAUCCAGUAUCUACGGGAUUACCUCCACUUACCUCCGGAGAUCGUGCCUGCCACCCUGCGCCGUAGCCGUCCUGAAACUGGCAGGCCUCGGCCCAAAGGUCCAGAAGGUGAGCGACCUGCAAGAUUCACAAGAGGGGAGGCAGACAGAGACACCUACAGGAGGAGUGCUGUGCCCCCUGGUGCCGACAAGAAAGCUGAGGCAGGAGCUGGCUCAGCCACAGAAUUCCAGUUUAGAGGAGGCUUUGGUCGUGGACGUGGUCAGCCGCCCCAGUGACCUUGAAAUUAUUUGAAUAAACUUUGAGAAAAAUGUG